Molecule: messenger RNA, 882 nt
Organism: Naegleria gruberi
Lineage: Eukaryota; Heterolobosea; Eutetramitea; Acrasida; Naegleriidae
Exons: 2
Coding region: 1-882 (293 amino acids)
Source: RefSeq, a predicted model, not a curated record
AUGGGUUUAGGAGGAAGCAAGGAAAGUAAUGCCACGGAAGCAACCAAUAAUAUUGAUGAAUCUUCAUCAUCCUUGAACGGUAAAUCAUCACAAACACCAGAUAGAAGAAAGAGUAAAACCGCCACGCCAUCUUCAUCUUCAUCAUCUUCAACAAAGAGAAAACAUGAAGAAAUUUCUAAGCCUAAUAGACCAAGCACUUCUAGAGUAUCCCAAACAUCAUCAUCUUUAUCAUCGGCUGUUUCUGGUGCUUCUGCAGUAGUAUCAACAGAUUUUGCUUCCACAUCACCUAGUGCAAAGAAAGUUAAAAGAGAAUCUAAUGUAGCAACUGUUAUUGGUAAUCAAGUUCUUGAAAAACCAGAAUUAACAACAUCACAAUCACCAGAAAUUGUGAUCACAUUUAGUGGUUUUAAAAAUUCAUCUGAUAGAUUUAGUAAAACAUUGAAAAAGGAAUUGACACAAAUUGCAACAUCACUUGGAGUUAAAAUUGCUGGAGAACAAGCUGCAGAUAUUGAUGGAAAAUGUUCAUUGGAAGAAGAAGAAAAAUAUGGUGUUCAAAGAUUGGAUAAACCACUUAAAGGAAGGAAUGUUUAUUUGGCUGAAUCAUUUAUUGCAACUAAUGAUUCAUCAAGUCUUACAUUUAAACAUUGUCAUCUUCUUGUUGGAUAUGGAGAUGGAAAGAUUACAAAUAGUAUGGAUGAUGCUGAUUUCUGUAUAGUUGGAUCUGCUCUAGAGGAAAGUGAAGAAGCUUUAAACAAAGUUCAAGAAGAAAAGGAAAAGAUUGUUCAAGAUUAUCCAUUUUUACUUGCUUUUGAAUGGGCUGAAUUUGUUGAUCUAAUUUAUCCUUUCUAUUUGGAACAAGCUUUAAGAAAGAUUGAAAAGUAA